AUGACAGUCUCUGUAAAAGAAUGGGUACCACCUCAAGAAACAAGUGAAAAUCUAGAUUGGGCUGAAUUGACGAUUAUUGAUUUAAGUAAUUUUGAUCAUGAAAAAGAGAAAUUAGCGCAUGAUUUACGUGAAGCUGUGCAAAGGGAUGGAUUUUGGGCUAUUACGGGAAGCGGCAUUUCCACCGAAGAAAUUAAUAGACAUUUUGCUUUGGGAGAUCAUUUUUUCACAAAUUAUUCACAUGAAGAUAAGGCUAAGCAACUAGUUGAUUUCCCAAAUGGCAAUUAUUUUGGGUUCAAACCCAAAGGGGAAAAGACUAUUUUCGGAACGCAAGUAUUAGACAAUGUCGAGACGUUAAACAUUCCAAAAUUUAACGGCCAGUAUGACGAUUAUUAUAAGCAAACUUUUAUUGAAGAUUUUAGAACCGAAUUGGCUGAAUUUAGUCGUAAGAGUUAUGAAGUUGGAGUCAAGUUAUUAAAGUUAUUUGCUAUAAUAUUAGAAAUUGAUGAAGAAUUCUUCGUAAAUAAUCAUUUAUAUUCAGAUUUGAGCGAUGAUCAUUUAAGAUUUAUGAAAUACUUUCCCCGGAAGCUUUCCGAAGACGAGAAAGUCGAAAAAAUUUGGGCUAGGGGUCAUACUGAUUUUGGGACAUUGACAUUGUUGUAUAACCAAAAAGUCGCGGGGUUGCAAAUUAAAAAUAGUAAAGGUUGGAAAUAUGUUAAACCAGUAGAAGGUGGAAUUAUAUGUAACAUUGGUGACACGUUAUCAUUUUGGAGUGGAGGUUACUUUAAGUCUACUAUUCAUAGAGUAAUUAGGCCACCCGAAGAUCAGGUAAACAAACCAAGAAUUGGGGCGUUUUAUUUCUUUAGACCAGGUGAUAAUACAAGAAUCAACGUUGUUGAUAGUCCCUUAUUGAAAAGAUUAGGUCUUUAUAAAGAUAUAGAACCCAUCAAUGGAACAGAAUAUGUUAGAAAACGAGUAGAAAGUUAUCAUAAUCAUCAAAUCUACCUCAAACAAGACAAGGUUAAAUUCAAAUUCAAACAAUUUGAAAUAGAGGAUGGUUUCGAGUAA
Molecule: messenger RNA, 1065 nt
Organism: Yamadazyma jaroonii
Lineage: Eukaryota; Fungi; Ascomycota; Pichiomycetes; Serinales; Debaryomycetaceae
Source: the annotation of a GenBank genome assembly